Molecule: messenger RNA, 1163 nt
Organism: Linepithema humile (Argentine ant)
Lineage: Eukaryota; Metazoa; Arthropoda; Insecta; Hymenoptera; Formicidae
Source: RefSeq, a predicted model, not a curated record
UACGAUUUAUAAUUUACAAAUAUUAUCAAAAACAUUUUCGUAAAUAUUUAUCAUUGAAACUUAUUUCAAAAGAAAACCCUGAAUUUAGUAACGAAGCUAAAUUGCAAACAUUUGAAACGAACGCAUCCGAUUGAAGAUAAUAGACGCUUGCAAGUUCUUCUACGCGCUACGACGAGUUUGUUCGAUAAGAAAUUACAAAAGUUCAAGGACCGCUCUAUUAAUCAAAGACAUUGUCAUAUUUAUACGGCAAGAGGAGAGCACGCACGAGACAGCGCGUACGUUCGUAAACCCUGCAUAUCACACCUACCAUACACAAUCCGCGCGUGCGCAGUCACGUGCUCACGAAUGCAGCCGGGUAGUACAACGUGGCCGACGUCACGCAUCCACGCUUUGAACUCCUACGCGGGAUGAGUAUAAACGCGUGACGUAAUCGCGUGUGUAGAAGCCCACACAAAAGAGCGAAUGAAAGAGCGAAGGAUCUAGCACGGCCAAUUCAAAAGUGAAUCAUGCAUCCCCCCUCGCUGUUGCCGACGCCGUUACUGCUGGUGGUAUUGCUCGCCAGUCAGGUAGCCCGUUCCUUUCUACUGGAGGGCUCUGCAACGAGCUACGCGCAAUUUCGCAAAUGGAAUGCCGGCCUGAACGGUACCCUGGAAUUCGAAUUCAAGACAGAGCAAGGUAACGGGCUGCUACUUUACACAGACGAUGGCGGCACUUAUGACUUUUUUGAGGUUAAACUGGUCGAAAGCGCGCUUAGGCUGAGGUACAAUCUCGGCGGUGGUGCACAGAUUGUCACAGUCGGUCACGAUCUUGGCGACGGCCAUUGGCACAAAGUGCAGAUCACCAGAUCCAACGAGAAUACUACUCUAACCGUGGAUGGUGUUAGCGCGGUCUCUACAUCGCGGGGUAAGGAGUUUGAAUUCGGCAAGCUUGCCGGGAACUCGGACGUCUACGUGGGCGGUAUGCCUAGCUGGUAUAAUAGCAAACUCACAUUGUUGGCUUUGCCUAGCGUGAUAUUCGAGUCCAGAUUCAAUGGAUUUAUUAGGAAUCUCGUGUACGCCGAUGGGGAAAAUAUCGUGCCCAGAAGACAGGAGAUGAAGAGUCGGGACGCCAAAUGCGGAGGCUUUCCAUGUGUCGAGAGUAUCAAUAAGCGCAAGUCGACAAGG